AUCGUGGCCCGAUGCAUUCCGAAUUGAAACCGCGCGUUCACGAAUGACCGGUCCCGCGAACAACUGGUUUAGUGGAAGGAAGUUUAAGACCUGGAACGAAUUUGUCUGUCAAUUCAAACACACGUUCGUAGGCACAAAGCUCGAUAUAGUUGAGCGCAUGAAGUCUAUGCUAAGUAGGGCACAAGGUGAAUCUGAAGCAAUAGCUGAUUAUUUUCACCACAAAGCUAGAUUAUGCCGAUAGCUGGAACUGCCAUUUAAUGAAGUUAAAAAACAGAUUGUUGCCGGUCUAAGGUCACUAGAACUAUGUCAUUACCUAUUGGCGCGACACCAUACUGAUGAAGACAGUCUGUAUUAUGAUAUAAUGACGUUUGCUCAAAUUAAUGACGCACGUUCUCAGUAUUUCAAGAAAGAUAACGACACUAGUAAGAAGCUACAACGUUUAAGUAUCAAUGAAGUUAAUCAUGUGAAGUCGAGUACUGUAAAUCCACCGAUGGGUACAAUAAAAGAUGCUAAUAACAAAAGGUUUGUAAAACUACCGCCGCGUAACGACAAAGAUGAACCACUAUGUUUCAAUUGCUCAACAUAUGGAGACGUAUCUAGAUAUUUUCAAAAACCAAAAAAAAUGAAGUGUACAAAAUGUGGAAAAUUUGGUCAUGAAGAAAAAACUUGUGUUACUAACACACCAGUUGUAUCUUUGAUUCUAACGACACCGUAAUGCUGGAGUUAACGGAAGGCGAAAAGAUGAAGAGGAUAUUUGAAGAUCUGAGGUCGGUAAAGUUCAUUC
Molecule: messenger RNA, 784 nt
Organism: Myzus persicae (green peach aphid)
Lineage: Eukaryota; Metazoa; Arthropoda; Insecta; Hemiptera; Aphididae
Exons: 2
Coding region: 362-715 (117 amino acids)
Molecular function (GO): nucleic acid binding; zinc ion binding
Source: RefSeq, a predicted model, not a curated record